UGGUGCCAAGGAUCGGGCAUAAAACCCUAAAUUUGGCAGCAGAAAAGCCGGGGCGCAAUAUAAAAUGUUUUCCCCGACACCAUCACCACCACCACGAGACACUCGUCGCCUCAUCGUUCCUUCAUAUAUUUCCAAUGGCUGCCUCUGCUGCUGUGCGCAGAUUCCGCCCUGUAGUGAUAUCCGGGCCCUCAGGCACCGGAAAAUCAACGUUGAUAAAAAGACUCUUCGCCGAUUACCCGGAUACCUUUGCGCUUUCGGUUUCUCAUACAACCAGAGCACCCCGCCCCGGCGAACAAGACGGGCGCGAAUACUACUUCACAACGCGCGAUGCCUUCCAAUCCCUCAUCGACGAAGGAGGGUUCAUCGAGUGGGCGCAAUUCAGCGGCAAUUACUAUGGCACCAGCACCAAGGCGGUGAGGGACGUGGCGGAGAAGAAGCGCAUUUGCAUUCUGGAUAUUGAGAUGGAGGGCGUCAAACAAGUAAAACGCACCUCCCUAAACGCCCGCUUCCUCUUCCUCGCCCCGCCCUCCCUCGAAACGCUCGAGCAGCGCCUACGAAACCGCGGCACGGAGACGGAGGAGAGCCUGAGCAGCCGUCUGGCGCAGGCGAAGAACGAACUCGAGUAUGCCAAGCAGCCCGGGGCGCAUGACGUGGUGAUUGUCAAUGAUGAGUUGGAGACGGCGUAUAAGGCGUUGCGGGACUGGGUGGUUGAUGGGGGGAAGUUUGGGGCGUUGGAGUGAACGAAUGGGACAUAUAUAUAUAUUGAAUGGAUAAGAGUGUAUGGGAAGGCGUUAGUGUUGUUUUGGCUUUUUGUGAGAGGUGAAUGGUGAUGGAGUGAGAGUGAGAGUGGAAAGGGGGACUUCUGCUGGUUAUUAUUAUAUAUACCAUGUUUUUGUUUCAGCACUUUCAUUUGGUAUCCCAGCUGUUACAGCAUUUGACACCUCUACAUAAUGUGUGCAGGGUUGUAUUUAUUUAUGCUUUCUGCCAUGUACCUAUGUACUUUAUAUUUCAUUUUGUUUCUUUUGUGUCUCUUUUUCUUCUUGGAAUACUUCUUAUAGAGUUAGACAGUGUUGUAUUUAUCUUCUUAUUUUCUUUCUCAAAUAAUCAGAUAUAGACAGAUAGAGAAAAACAUAAU
This is a messenger RNA of Blastomyces gilchristii SLH14081, 1135 nucleotides long. RefSeq names its product guanylate kinase, variant. Gene Ontology annotation, cellular component: cytosol. The transcript is spliced from 4 exons. NCBI's taxonomy places the organism in Eukaryota, Fungi, Ascomycota, Eurotiomycetes, Onygenales, Ajellomycetaceae. Gene Ontology annotation, biological process: purine nucleotide metabolic process. Gene Ontology annotation, molecular function: GMP kinase activity. The record is from RefSeq and is a predicted model, not a curated record. The coding region runs from base 135 to 740 and encodes 201 amino acids.